Molecule: messenger RNA, 3304 nt
Organism: Spodoptera littoralis (African cotton leafworm)
Lineage: Eukaryota; Metazoa; Arthropoda; Insecta; Lepidoptera; Noctuidae
Source: the annotation of a GenBank genome assembly
GACGUCGCCGCGACCGCGCACGCUGCUCAUGAGGAAGAACCCCUCUGUGGUUCGAAACUAGUAGAGCUUUUCUCAGUAUAUUCACGUGCGCAGCCCGCGAUUUUAGUUAAUUUAGUAUGUCUCACGAUAGUUAUCAGAAUUUAUUAUGGUUAUAUUUUGGUGUAAAGAUCACGAUUUAGUGGUUAUUAUUAUAAUUUGUGGCUUGGACUGGCUGUUAAUGCAAUUUCUGAAUACGAGGUCUUAUGAAAAAUGUUAUAAGAAUCUCAAAUUAGGAAUUUAUAACGUGCCAUAGAUCUUUGAGACUUUCCUUUGGCUUACAUGUAGCAAAGUCUAUUAGCUACCAGUCUAUCACGAAUACUCAAAGAUUUUUCCAAUCAAAAUGAUGGAGGAAUUAAAUUUUUAUUAAAUUGACUAAUUUAUGGCACAAGCUGGAGGAUAAUGUAAAUUGUGGCCCAAUAAUUAACUUUGUAAACAUUAAUGUCUGAGUGUGGAUGAGGAAAGAAUAACAUAGUUGCAUUUGAAGCUUACGUAUCUUACUAAAUUCCUUUUGUAAUUGUAAUGACCUAAACAAUAUGGGCACCACUUUUGAAGAUCUAAAACUAAUGUAGUCAUAAGGUAGAUACGAUAAUAACGAGUCACAUAAAAUCGUUACAUAGUUACUUCUCAAGAAGGAUCGCUUACUUGUCGAUACACGAUACCAACUAAUUUCAUGCAUAAUUCAUAAGUAUCGCAACGUACAAUGUUUUGUUUUGAUUGUAAUUAGUUUUAUGAGGUUUAAUUGGGCAUUGUAGACGCUGCAGUUUGGCUAUGAAUAAUUGAACCACUUCAAAUAUAAAAUGGACAGUGUGUCAUAAAUAUACACAUAAUAUUUACAUACACAACUGAAGUAAAGACUGAUAAGAAUAUUAAUUCAAUUCGUCUGUUUAAAACCACAGUAUCAUUUGCCGUGGCGGCGAGCAAACGUGACAUAUAGUUCCCAACCUCACACAAUUGUGUACACUGUGCGUUUACAUUUUACUAAUAUCGAGUUUGAAUUUGUAAUUAUGUAUUCCCAUCCCGAACGACGUCACGACGAAAAUUUAUUACGAAGCGCCGGACGUCUAUAAAACUGUCCAACGUUAUGCAAAAUGGCAUUGUUCGUCAUUCGCACACCGCAUUAAGAUGUUCAACUAAACGACAUCAAGACUUUACCGCGACAUACUCGUGAGCUUUCGUCGUGCGCGCGCAUCUAACACAUUCAGCCAAUCACACGGCAACGUCACUGCGAAAUAACAAUCAUCCUGUAUAGUUUGAAAUUUAAAGCUUUAAUUAGGAGCUUGUUUUUAUUUUUUUAGUUUUGUAGUUGAUAGAUUUUUGUGAUAUACGGCGUGUUGCUGAAGUUGAAUCAAAGUUUAGGUAAUAUGUAGUCACUGUCCGACAGUGAGCUACUACUUGUGAAGGGAAGUGCUUAUUGAGUUGUUAUCACACAUUGCGCAUUGUCCUCUCUGCGCGUGUUAAUGUUAUAAAACAGCGGGAAUAUACCAAUAACGUGCAUUUGUAUAGAAACCAUUGGCGUUAAUUAGUAUUACCUAUGUGACGAACAUGUUCGAACCAAGGGCCGGUCGUGUUGUGCUACUAUUCAUAAUAACUUUACAGUUAUUUGAGUUUUGUGCAUCUUUAAAAAGAGGUGAUACAGGUGUUUGCGAAGAAAUUGUUCCUGAAUUAUCCGAGUGUAUAAGUUCAAAUAAGAGAGUAUGUGCCCUAAAGAAGUUACGACAAAACGAGUUAAGGGCCAGGGGGAAGCGACAACAAGUACAGAAAACCGUUUGCUGCCCCAACUACGAGUAUGACAGCGACCAGGACAAGUGUCUGCCGGUGUGCUACUCCCCCUGCAUCAACGGCACCUGUGUCGGUGUCAACGAGUGCGCCUGCACGCCGCCGCUCACACUCUACAACAACACCAUUUGCAUCCCCUCCACCUGUGACAACUGCGAGCAUGGGGACUGCAUGGCGCCCAACGACUGCCACUGCCACAAAAAUUAUCUCAAUUUAAAUGGCGCUUGUGUUCCAGUUUGCGACAAUAUCUGCGUCCACGGAAAAUGUGUAGAACCAAACAAAUGUAAAUGUAACGACGGCUACAGGCCCGAUCCAAACGACCCUUACAAUUGUAUCCCGAUCUGUGACCCCGCCUGUGUAAACGGUACCUGUGUAGCACACAACAAGUGCUUCUGCAGCGUAGGAUAUGAGAAAACUAAAGACAAUUGGAUAUGUAAGCCUACGUGUGUUGGGUGCGAAUAUGGAGACUGCAUCUCGCCAAACACUUGUGUCUGCCAAAGUGGAUAUGAACACAUCGACCUGACCUGUAAGCCAAAGUGCAGCUCGUGCAGCAACGGUGACUGCGUAGCGCCUGAGGUAUGUCGGUGUCACGAGGGAUACAAGCUCGUGGAUGGACACUGUUCACCAAUAUGUUCACCACCCUGUAUAAACGGUGAAUGUGUGGGACCCAAUAAUUGCAGCUGCAAUGAUGGAUAUGAUAACAGGUUCGGUGUUUGCGAGCCUUAUUGCUCGAAAGUCUGUGUUAAUGGGCACUGCUCAGCACCCAACUUCUGCACAUGUAAUGUUGGUUAUGUGCAUGAUGUAACAGAUUACAGUUUUUGUAUCAAGCCUUGCAUUGAACCUUGCAAAAAUGGGCACUGCUCUCCGUUCUCUGGAGAGUGCCAGUGUGACUUCGACUUUGAAUACGACAACGAUACAGAGGGUUGCAUACCUAUGAAACCAGUUCCAUGUGAGGACUGCGAGGGUAAAUGCGACAAUGUGACGAAAGAGUGUCGAUGCUUGAACGUGAGACCAUGUUUCUUCAAAAGUGAUGAUAUGGAGGUACCGGCAGAGGUGGUAGCAUCCGACGAAGUUAAAAUGGCCGGUAUGAAUAUGACUCUGAUGGCGAUCGGUGGAGCUUGUCUGCUACUCCUCAUUCUGGUCGUGGUAGUGAUGCAGAGGCUUUGGUAUAAGAGGAACGACUACACGGCCAGCAAGCCGACACACGAGAAUUCUGGCUUAGGCAGUGUGGUCUACACUGUUCCUAAUACGCUGAUCAAUCAGAGAGCUAGUGGUGGACCCAUGGAUGAAGAUUCUGGUGAUGAAAAUGAAACGACGGACGGAUUAAUACGACAAAAUACUCGACUAAGUUAGACUGUAAUGAAUGUACCUGUAAUCGAAGUCUUCGGUGCUUUUAGUAUAGAUAAGUAAUUAUAAGACAUAAAACCAGUUUUUGAUAAGCCUGUCUUUGAUUUAUUUUGGGCGCUAUUAUACGGUAUUUACGUAAUCA